Loa loa (African eye worm) is the source of this 158-nucleotide messenger RNA. RefSeq lists its product as hypothetical. Lineage: Eukaryota; Metazoa; Nematoda; Chromadorea; Rhabditida; Onchocercidae. The annotation marks the transcript as partial. The transcript has a single exon. The record is from RefSeq and is a predicted model, not a curated record.
CAGAUAAUACAGAUUUGGAUAUAAGCGAUGAGAUGGAAGAAGUUCGCGAACUCUUGUACGAAUUAAUCAAAACAAAUUUUUCAUCGGGUGUUAUGGUAGAGCAUUUAGCCAAAAUAUAUAAGGAAAGGUUGCUCAAUUUCGAUUUUGUAUUUGUUUGA